UCGUUCUUUUUCUCCUCUGCUGCACAGCUGCGGAUUUCGGAUAUCUCGUUCUGAGCAUUGUCACUGUCGGGUUUGUAAUUCUCACCCACCCUCGCGAAUCCAGUGUGUGUCGAGAUCCGGGCUUAGCGUUGACAGUCUUUGGAACAGGUGUUCGCUCGCUGCGGAAGCUGGGAUCGAGAGUUUGAAGCUUUGUUGAGGCACAUUCGAACAUUUCAUGGAUUCUUGCUGCACAUUGAGAACCGAUAGAUUGAGCGCUUUGGACAAAUUAGUGUUCGCUUCUGGCGGUGAAUCGAAGCAGAAUCCGUCUUGGUAAACUGCAGAGGCCUGGGCUGUUGGUCAGCAGGGAGUGGAACCUGCAAUCAUGGCGGACAUAGAUGUCGAGGAGAUGCCUAUGGCGCCCCACAUGUUGGCACCAGACAUGGUGGUGGAGCCCCGGGUGCAGGUAAAUAUCGAUUGGUCACAGGUAGAUUUGGACUCCAUUGAGCUCCCGGAAGGAGAAAAUUUUGGAAUUUUAAGCGACGACGACCAGGAAGAAGAGGAGAUUUUGGAGACGAACACGGGGUUCGGCAAUGUUAUCGUGGUUGACAAUCUACCAGUGGUCGCACCAGAGAAACAUGAGAAACUUGAAAACGUCAUUCGGAAAAUCUUUGGCCAGAUCGGAGUCAUAAGGGAAAGAGGUCUGUGGAUGCCCAGGGAAGAUGGAGAUGGAAAAACCAAAGGUUACGCCUUCAUCGAAUACACCACUCCCCAGGAGGCUCAAACUGCUAUAGAGCAGACGAACGGGUAUAAACUUGACAAGGCCCAUGUCUUCGCAGUCAACAUGUUCGAUGACUUCGAGAAGUACAUGAAAGUGCCUGACGAAUGGGUGCCUUUGGAAAUCAAGCCGUACACACCAGCCGAAAAUAUGCUCGCCUGGCUCACGGACGAUCGCGGUCGUGAUCAAUUUGUUAUUCGUUUUGGAUCUGACACCGAAGUUUUCUGGAAUGAUGCACGACAAGGGAAACCGGACCCCGUCUAUCAUCGUUCAUUCUGGACGGAAAGUUUCGUUCAGUGGUCCCCUCUUGGUACCUAUUUGGCGACCAUUCAUAGACAGGGAGCUGCUGUGUGGGGAGGAGCUCAAACUUUCAACCGUCUCACCCGUUACAUUCACCCCCAGGUGAAAUUGAUAGACUUCUCUCCUGGUGAGAAAUACAUGGUCACUUACAGUAGCCAUGAACCAAGCAAUCCUCGGGAUACACAGAGAGUUGCCCUGAACAUCUUUGAUGUCCGAAGCGGAAAAGUGCUGAGAGACUUCAAGGGAAGCGCGGACGACUUUGCCACUGGUGGAACUGGUGGUGUUGCUGGCGUUUCAUGGCCAGUAUUCAGAUGGGCUGGAGGCCGUGAGGAUAAAUAUUUCGCCAGAAUUGGCAAGAAUGUCAUCAGUGUUUAUGAGACCGAAACCAUGAGCUUACUCGAUAGGAAGUCCUUGAAAGUGGAUAACGUAAUGGAGUUCAUGUGGUCUCCCACUGAUCCUUUGCUCUCCCUCUUCGUUCCCGAGGGUGGUGGUGGAAACCAGCCUGCCAGGGUCAGUUUGAUCUCAAUUCCAAGCCGAGAGGAGCUCAGGCAGAAAAACCUCUUCAGCGUCAGUGAUUGUAAGAUGUACUGGCAAAGCAAUGGUGAUUACCUUGCAGUCAAGGUGGACAGGUACACGAAAACAAAGAAGAGCACUUACACUGGUUUCGAGCUUUUCCGCGUGAAGGAGAGGGACAUUCCUAUUGAGGUCCUUGAACUUGAAAACAAGAACGACAAGAUCGUUGCUUUCGCAUGGGAACCCAAGGGUCACAGGUUUGCCAUCAUCCACGGAGACGGCCCCCGACCUGAUAUCAGCAUUUACUCCAUGAGGAGCCCCAACAAUGUCGGCAGAGUGACCAAGCUCACCACCCUCAAGGCUAAGCAGGCGAAUGCUCUGUACUGGUCUCCCAUGGGCAAGUACAUUGUACUUGCUGGCCUCAAGGCUUACAACGGACAGCUGGAAUUUUACAACGUUGACGAGUUGGAGACGAUGGCCAGCGGUGAACAUUUCAUGGCCACUGAUGUUGACUGGGAUCCCACUGGAAGGUUUGUCGCCACAUCCGUGACGUCUGUUCACCAGAUGGAGAACGGUUUCAACAUCUGGUCAUUCAAUGGAAAGCUCCUAUACCGUCUACCACGAGACCGGUUCUUCCAGUUCUUGUGGCGUCCGAGACCCCCGUCAUUGCUCUCUGCCGAGGAAGAGGCCGAAAUUGCCAAGAAUCUGCGGAAGUACAGCAAGAAGUACGAGGUUGAGGAUGCUGAACAGUCGAACAUCAACACAGCCCAGGACUUGGAGCACAGGAGGAAACUGAUGGACGACUGGAAGAGCUGGGUUUCCCGCUGGAAGCAAAUGUAUGAGGAAGAGAAGCCUUAUCGCGAGGAUUUGAGGGAUGGGGAACCAAGUGACGACGAUGAAGAUUUGGAGACAGAAGAAGUAGAGGUAGAGGAGAUUAUGAAGUGCGAGGAAGAGGUUAUCUCUUACGGAUUCGAACAGGUCGAUUAGACGGGAAGUAAAGCUUGGUGGCAGCCCUUGGUCUUCACUAUGUAGCUCGUUGGGUCCAGUUUGAACCUUUGAAAAUCACUCGUUUUUUCGUUUGAGGAAAUUCUGAAAGCUUUUCAAGAGAAAAGCUGGGCCAGAAGAGUAUUGAACGCCUACCCCAGGAACGCCGGGGACAUCUGGCAUUUUUGACCUAUGAUUUUGUGAUCAUGGUGUAGAUUGAUGAAAUGCCCCGCCUCCAUUCAGAUGUAUAGUAAUGUGUUUCUCAAGUUUCGAGAUUCUUCCCGACAGUGAUUUUCCGGGCUCUUUCAAUGCAGCGUUCUAAAUGUUGGCCUGCCUUCAUUCAACCGUUGGUAAGUUUUGAACGGGAUGGAGUUACCUACCACUGUGCAAGGGUUGGAAACUGUGCUUUCUAGUGGUAAACUGUGAACGGGAUGAAGUCAUCUUAUACUCUUCGAGGGUUGGAAAUUGGUGCUCUCUUGCGGCAAUCUACUUCGCUUGGUGUCGAUAGUGAAGUCAGGA
Molecule: messenger RNA, 3070 nt
Organism: Marchantia polymorpha subsp. ruderalis
Lineage: Eukaryota; Viridiplantae; Streptophyta; Marchantiopsida; Marchantiales; Marchantiaceae
Source: the annotation of a GenBank genome assembly